CGGUUUUGAUUUAUAGAACUAGAACAGAACAGAGAGCUGUCUGUCUGGACAUUUUCUUAAAGUAGUCGUCUUAAUUUGCCGGGGAGAUCAGUAGCUGCACGCAGCACGUGCGUUGAUGGCUCCAAAGCGGAAGGGGAAGAAGGUCGUGGGAGUGGUGAGGACCACCAGGAAGGUUGUCCAAGAAACCGUGCAAGUUGCUGUGGUUGACAAUGACACUAACAAUGGCAACACCCAGCCGAGCCAGAUCAGUUUGCCGGAUUUCGAAGGCGAAACCGAGGAGCUUCAAGAGGAACAGGAGCUGGAGACUGGGAUGGGGCUAGGUACAGAAGAAGAAGAAGAAGCUCCUCUCACUUUCAUCGGCGGCAGUGCCAGCACUCCUCCCUCGAGUUCGAUGACGAGGAGGAUGUCCACCAGGCGGACCAUCAUUGUCGAAGACAAGAUACCCGAAGGUGCUCCCACCAAGCUGCGAGUUCCGGUCGAGGAACCUGCAGCGCCGAGGGAAACUGUCGCUGUAAGAACUGAAGGAUGGACUGAGGAGAGGCGGCCCGAAGAGCAGCCUCAAAGCACGGAAGAGAACCAAGAGUCCUCUAAAAAUCGGAUCGAGGAGGAGGACGUGGCCCGGGAAUCAGAAACUCGGCGAGAGAAGGGCCCAGUAUCAGAACAAGAGGCCGAGGAAAAUGAUGCACGGGAAAAGCCAAAGGCUGAGAAGGGCGAUGGUGCGAAGAAGGCGAGGUCAAAGCAGAGGAGAGGUAGGCGGAAGAGAACGGAGGAGGUUGGGAAUGAGGAGUACAGGAGGUACGUGUUCAAGGUGUUGAAGCAGGUGCACCCGGGGAUGAGGAUAUCGGGGCAGGCGAUGACGGUGCUGAAUGGGUACAUGAACGACAUGUUCGAGCGGCUGGCGGAUGAGGCGGCCAAGCUCUCGAGGUACACUGGGAGGCUGACCCUGUCGUCGAGGGAGAUCCAAGGGGCAGUGAGGCUGGUCCUGCCAGGGGAGCUCGGGCGGCAUGCCAUCGCGGAGGGGGCCAAGGCCGUGUCCAACUACAUGUCCCAUGACGCAUCCCGAUAACUAACUAGUUUAGCCUUGAGGUGGGAAGACCAAACCAAUCAAGUCUUUUUAGCUUAGGUUUAUUAAUUAACUUUUCUAUGUCUUUGGCUUUGUUAUUGUGGUUUUGAAGUGACUUUAUUUUUUUUUUUUUUUCGGUGAUAUUGAAGUGACUUUAGUUUAAUCCUAGUCUUAGGUUAUGUGUAUCCAAGUGUGGAUUAGUUUCUGCUAUUUGGAUAAGAAUGUUUGUGUACGUUGUAUUGUUUGCCUCCUUAUGUUUUGGUUUCAGGUCGUGUUAGAAGAGAAAGGGGGGCUCGAAUCGGCCACAAACAGCUAUAUGUAAUAUCUAAUUAAUCAAUGGUAGGAAUAUUUAUGUUGUUAGCAUCA
Molecule: messenger RNA, 1429 nt
Organism: Punica granatum (pomegranate)
Lineage: Eukaryota; Viridiplantae; Streptophyta; Magnoliopsida; Myrtales; Lythraceae
Source: RefSeq, a predicted model, not a curated record